Molecule: messenger RNA, 1029 nt
Organism: Cicer arietinum (chickpea)
Lineage: Eukaryota; Viridiplantae; Streptophyta; Magnoliopsida; Fabales; Fabaceae
Product: oil body-associated protein 2C
Source: RefSeq, a predicted model, not a curated record
AGAAGAGUAGAAACAAACACACAAAUUAAGAAAAGAAGAAGAACAAUGGCAUCCACAGACAAGUCACCGCACCCAACACCAGCAAAGCAUUCAGAUCCAAAUCCAACUCCAACUCCGGGAGAACCGAUGAAAAUGGAGCAGCACGUGGUGGACAAGAGUGCAAUGAUGGUUCAGUGUUUCAAACCCAUAAACCAGAUGAGUCAGCACGUGUGCACAUUCGCCAUUUAUAGCCAUGACAUGUCUCGUCAGAUUGAGACACACCAUUACUGUUCAAGACUCAACAACCAAUUUCUUCAGUGUGCUGUUUAUGAUUCUGAUGAUUCCAAUAAAGGUCGUCUCAUUGGUAUUGAGUACAUUAUUUCUGAUGAUAUCUUUGAAACUCUGCCUCCUGAGGAACAAAAGCUUUGGCAUUCUCAUGCUUAUGAGAUCAAAUCAGGUCUGUGGGUGAAUCCUAGAGUUCCAGAGAUGGUUGGAAUGCCAGAGCUCGAAAAGCUUGCCAAAACUUAUGGAAAAUUCUGGUGUACGUGGCAGGUUGACCGAGGGGACAAGCUUCCACUAGGUGCACCAGCUCUAAUGAUGUCACCACAAGCAGUGAGUCCAGGGUUAGUGAGACCAGAGCUGUUGCAUGAGAGGGAUUCCAAAUACAAUAUUUCCUCAGAGAGCCUUAAAAGCUCAAGGAUUGAGAUUCCAGAACCAGAGAUGAUUAGCCCAAUGGCUGACUAUUGGAAGCAACAUGACAAAGGGUUUGUCAUUGACUUUGAAGAAACUGAGAUGAAAAAAAGGGCUCCUUUUCCUUGAACAUAUAUAGCUAUUUUAUAUGUCAUCAUGAGGGAAUAAAGCAUAAUUGGGAUAAGCUAAUAAAUAUGUUUUAAGUGUUUGGCUAUGAUGCUUUACAUAUGUCACUGGUUUAUAUGAAAAAUGUUUAAUACCAAAUCUGAAGCUGAUCAGUCGUAUGUAUAAUUUAAUCAAAAUUGUUGACAUUGUAUUAAGUUUAUGAAGAAAUGAAUCAUAUGGAUAGAAAUGAAUCAA